AAGCCAGGCAGAGGGACAAUAGGACCAGGUUUCAAAGCAAGCUCGAAGUCACGUGAAUGGCGCUCAGCAUGGCGGGGCUCCCCGGACUCCUCUUCCUCGUCCUUCUCCUGCUCUGUGUGGCCGGGCAAGGGAUGACCCACAGUGCCUCCUGGAAGCCCACCUGGCCCGCUUACCGCCUCCCUGUGGUCUUGCCUCAGUCUACCCUCACCCUAGCCAAGCCAGACUUUGGGGCUGAAGCCAAAUUGGAGGUGUCCUCGUUAUGCGGGCCCGAGUGUCACAAAGGAGCACCCCUGCCCACUUAUGAGGAGGCCAAGCAAUACCUGUCGUAUGAGACCCUCUACUCCAAUGGCAGCCGCACAGAGACCCGAGUGGGCAUUUAUGUCCUCAGCCCCCGCAGCGCCCAGCAGGGCGGGGAGGAGCGGGCAGGCCGGGCUCGCAGGAGGCGGCAGAUCUAUGGCUAUGACAGCAGGUUCAGCAUCUUUGGGAAGGACUUCCUCCUCAACUACCCGUUCUCCACGUCGGUGAAGUUGUCCACCGGCUGCACGGGCACGCUGGUGGCUGAGAAGCACGUCCUCACCGCCGCCCACUGCAUACACGACGGCAAAAGCUACGUGAAAGGGACGCAGAAGCUGCGAGUGGGCUUCCUGAAGCCCAGGUAUAAAGACGGCGCACGGGGCGCCAACAGCUCCAGCGCAGCCGUGCCGGACCCCAUGAAGUUCCAGUGGAUCCGCGUGAAGCGCACCCACGUGCCCAAGGGCUGGAUCAAGGGCAAUGCCAACGACAUCGGCAUGGAUUACGACUAUGCACUCCUGGAACUCAAGAAACCCCAUAAGAGAAAGUUCAUGAAGAUCGGGGUGAGCCCCCCAGCCAAGCAGCUGCCCGGGGGCAGAAUCCACUUCUCUGGCUAUGACAACGAUCGCCCGGGCAAUCUGGUGUACCGAUUCUGUGAUGUCAAAGAUGAAACCUACGACCUGCUCUACCAACAGUGCGAUGCCCAGCCUGGGGCCAGCGGGUCCGGGGUCUACGUGAGGAUGUGGAAGAGACCCCAGCAGAAGUGGGAGAGGAAAAUUAUUGGGAUCUUUUCAGGGCACCAGUGGGUGGACAUGAAUGGUUCCCCGCAGGAUUUCAACGUGGCUGUUAGGAUCACCCCGCUCAAAUACGCCCAGAUUUGCUAUUGGAUAAAAGGAAAUUAUCUCGAUUGCCGGGAGGGGUGACCUGGGGUUUCUUCCUGACAACCCUCCAUGGUCUCAUCCAGGAGAAGCCAGUUCUGUCUUUGGCUCGUGCACAUGUGUGUGAUAUGUGUCAUAUAGGACUUUUCACCUGUUUUCUAAGAUUUCAAGAAUCCCAGCUUUAUUACUAAAAACUGGUUUAGGUAUCACAUCCCUCUAGUUAACAGUUUAAAAACAUUGGCAUAGAAAAAUUUUUUAAGCACGUUUGGGACACUAGGGAAUAUUUGGCAAUUAAGUUACUCAAACUUUUUGAGGACUUCGAUUUUUAUUUCAUCGGAACUUGUUUCAAAGGUUUAUAUUAAAUAUGUGGCAUAUGAA
This is a messenger RNA of Dipodomys ordii (Ord's kangaroo rat), 1547 nucleotides long. RefSeq names its product protease, serine, 23 (gene Prss23). Lineage: Eukaryota; Metazoa; Chordata; Mammalia; Rodentia; Heteromyidae. Bases 57 to 1214 code for a protein of 385 amino acids. The transcript is spliced from 2 exons. Gene Ontology annotation, molecular function: serine-type endopeptidase activity. The record is from RefSeq and is a predicted model, not a curated record. Gene Ontology annotation, biological process: proteolysis.